Molecule: messenger RNA, 1194 nt
Organism: Cyphellophora attinorum
Lineage: Eukaryota; Fungi; Ascomycota; Eurotiomycetes; Chaetothyriales; Cyphellophoraceae
Exons: 4
Coding region: 1-1194 (397 amino acids)
Source: RefSeq, a predicted model, not a curated record
AUGAAACUCACCAUUGGCCUUACGGCGCUGACGGCCAUUUCUUCAAGCGCCUCUGCUCAGUACUCUGGUGACAUUGUGCAAUACUGGAUCGAUCAAUCUGCCAUCCUCGUCAAUGGAACCGUGAUAGGAGGGCUACCAUCGCCACCUUCUGGCUGGUUCGAGGCUAUUGUCCAGGGCGCUGUCUACCUCGCUGCCACGAAGAGCGUGAACGAAUCUCUCGCCUUCCAGCAACUCGCCGUCUCUCAUGCCGCCCAUGAUUCGCUGCACUGGACUUUCCACGGCACGCGGCUCUACCCGACUAUCGACUUGCGGUUCAGCACCAUCGCGAAGCAGAUUGGCAUCGACCUCAAGUCCGAUGAGGCCCUCCGCGCACGAGAUAUCGGCGAGUCCGCGGCCGUGACCGCCACUGUGGCUCGGGCCAACGAUGGCAUCCAUCAUUAUGUGGCCUACGAGCAGCAGCCUAAGGAGCCUGGCUUGUACCAGGGACGUCCAGGAGGUCUCGCCGUCCCAGACACUCCGCAAGCUCAGUUUCUACGUCCCUUUGGCGGUCUAGGGGACAUCUCCAAGUAUCGUGCCCCACCUCCGCCUGCUGCAGUUUCUCCCGAAUUUGAGGAGUUCUUAGUGCAAGUCUAUGAGCAGGGUGGCAACGAAUCUAGCCAGCGCACUGAGUACGACACCGAGACUGCGUGGUACUGGCUGGAGUCCAGCCCAAUCGGCUGGAAUCGGCUUGCCAACCUAGUCGUGGGCAAUAGCCUUGCCACCGAUGUGCUUGCGUCCGCCAAAUACUACUACAACGCCUGGCGUCCUAUCACCGCAAUCCGAUAUCCAGACAUCUACGCCGCCUCCGGUACAAAUUGCACAGAUCUCACCUGGACCCCGCUCCUGGAUCCCACGCCCAAUCACCAAGACUACCUCUCUACGCACGCCACUUUUGGUGCAGCUGCAGGCGCUAUCAUUCGUGCAUGGAACGGCGGCGAUGAGAUCGACGUCCAGCUGAGUAGCAACGUCACCCGCAUCGAAACGGUGAUUACGAGGCGGAUCACGAGUAUCGCGCACGCCGUCAAGGAGAAUGGCGACAGCAGAGUGUUUGGUGGGAUCCAUUUCCAGUAUGCGAGUGAUGUUGGGAAUGAGAUUGGUGAUUGGGUCGGGCGGGAUACUUGGGACAAGUUUGAUGAGCAUUGGGAUGAAUUCUAG